AUCAAUCUUUGGCUUGAUCCUGGCAAGGAUCCUGAAUUCCGCGAUAUUCGAGUGUAAUACGCAUAUAUCUGUCUCAUCUGAGAUAAGUCUAAUUGACGAUUCUUACGAUCCAUCGCUCUCACAAUCGUAAAUCACCUUCAUUCGGUGCUGUGUGGUGCGUGUUCGGCGUUGCCGACAAGAUGGCCGCUUUUUCUUUUCCCGCCGUUCGCGGCGUACGAAACAGAUUAUGUACAUAUAUUGUUGAGUAUCAUAACGGAAGAGAAGUAUCAAAUACGCGAUGUCGAGUGAUUGGAAGUGCCGAGUAUAUCAUAUGAUAUCGGGAGUGUCAAGUGCCAUAAAGACUGUCAUCAACAAGUGUUACACGAGUGCUCCGGAUUUCUCAUCCUGGAGGAUCAUCCUGCGGAUAUCUUCGAUCGAGAUCAGACGGAAAUUGGAAUCCGGCUGACGGGAUGGCGACGCUGCAACUGAAACGAUACAUCAGUAUUACACGCGGAAGGUUCGCAAUCGUUAAAGCCGGUCCAUUGGGCAACACGACUGUGCAAUCAAGUCAUAAUUAUGAAGCGAGUGCAGAGUAAAUAUUCGUGAGACCCGGUCACUUCUUUAACAGACAAUAACGGAGCUAUUUUAUAAGGACCAAGUCUCUCUUCCACGGCGAAGUGCAUAUCAUUAAAGACACACCACUUCAUUGCGCUGGCUUGCUUCGCUCGAGACUUAAUUUCUUCUCCGUAGAACCGACUGGAUAAUAGCAGACCCUUCCUAAAGUUCACAAACGAGAACGGCACGGUGCAAAAUAGCGACGACGCGGCCGAAGAGGGGGAGAAGAACGAAGAGGGAGUUACCUUGAUACGUGCGUGGCCACAUACGUGCGUGCAUGGAAGAGGAAGGACCACGCAGGACCACGAAAAUACGGCACGAGAGAAAACGGGGCGGGGCAAGGUGGCGGCUCUGCUAAGUCACCAGCUUCCGGCGCUAGCGGCGGAAGAAGAAUGUCGAGCGUCGGGAAUAGUCCCGACAGGAUGGGUGUCCAAUCCCUCUACUCUUUACGGUGGAACAAUCAUCAAGCCCACAUACAACAGUUCUUUCAGGAACUGCUACAUCAGGAAAAUCUGGUCGACGUGACCCUGAUCUGCGCCGAGAGCAGCGUCAAGGCACACAAAGUCGUCCUCAGCGCCUGCAGUCCUUUCUUCGAGAGGAUAUUCGCGGAGAAUCCAUGUAAACAUCCCGUGAUUGUUCUGAAGGACUUUUCGAAUCAUGAAUUGUCCACUAUAAUCGACUUUAUGUAUGGCGGCGAGGUGAAGAUCGCUCAGGAGGAAUUGCCAGGUUUGAUGAGAGCCGCGGAAUGCCUGCAAGUGCGCGGUCUAUCGUCGUCGGAACCUAGACUGGUGUCGGAGGAACCCAGACCGUCGUCAUCUUCGUCGACGCUUCUGGAGUUUACCACACCGGAGGACGCGCGACACGGUACUCCGGAGGAGGACGACAACGCGUUGGAGAACACGAGGGAGAUAAAGCCCACGCUGUUUCAACAAACGAGGGACCAUCCAACCAAACCGCUCAUUGGCCACAUGAACUUUGGCAUCCGUGAGAGCUGUAGCUCGCCCCUGAUGCCUCGUCGAAAGCAGGCGCGUCCGCGCCGACGUUCCGGCGAAUUGCUGCCGCAGGACCUGAGCAGACGCUCGACUCCGCCGGCCAGUUUGAGUCCAUUGCCGAGCGUUCUUAAUCUCAGCGGGAACCAGCACCAGGCACAGCAGCAGCAACAGCAUCUGCAAUUACAACAGCCUCAGUAUCCUCAGCAACAAAUAAUCAACAGAAACGAUCAACAACAAAUGAUGAACGUUCAGCAGAAUCAACAGCAUCAGCAGCAGCAAGAGGAUAUGGCGGAGAAUCUCUCGAUGAAAAAGUCUUUAUCGCCGAGCGGACUGGAUCAGCAUCGCGUCAAGACAGAGGGCAGCGAAGCGACGAGUAGUCCGCGCGGUUCGCCGCUUACGGGGACGAGUCUGCUGCAUCCGGACGGUUCCAUACAAGACAUACCGGCGGCCGUAGCGGCGGCGGUCGCCACCGUGAUACCGUCGAUGUCUCUGACGCAAACGCAGCCCCCCGAGUACCUGACAAGCCUCGGCCAUCUGGCGAGCCAAUGGCUGCCCGGGCAGAGUCCACUGCCGCCGCCUCCACCACAGAGUCAUCAUACGCGCGAAGACAGUCCGCACGGGCCCGGUAGGUCCCAUCCGUAUCAGCAACAGCAACAGCAAGAGUCGUCGAUAGUAUCGCGACGUUCCUUGGCGAUGUUUACGCCACUGGACGGCGUGACUCUCGGCGGCGGACUUUUUUCUCACACCGCCACGUAUGACAGGGCAGUUCUCCCGGACUCGUUUCUCACGGAUAAUUUCAAGCAGGAGACACUGCAGAACAUCUUUGGUGCGCCAAAUCUUGGUCCUCCUCCGAAAAAAACGAAAAAACAUCGGAGCGAUAGCGACGGGACGCCACGUAGGUGGAACGAUCACAACAGCCGCGCGCUCGCGGUAAACAGGCCAAAGGGGCAACACAGUGCGCCGCGAGGUGGACCGCCGAGAUCAUGGACGAAUAACGAGCUUACAUUAGCUCUACAACAUGUCUGGGAAAAGAAGCUCACCACAUCGCAAGCUAGUCGCUUAUUCGGCAUUCCUUACAACAGCCUGCUGAUGUACGUGCGCGGCAAAUACGGGAAGAGUCUCAAGCUGGAACAAUUGCGUAGGAAUUGUACCGGCGCCAACACUCCCGAGAUUAUGAACAACAACAACAUCAAGCCCGUCCAGCAGUCGGCGCAGAUAAGCCACGCGCUCGCGUUGUCGUUGCAGCAUUCGGACAACAGCGGCUUCGCUUCUCAUCGCUCCCUAAUCGGCGGCAAUAUUACGCAAGGCUUCUACCCCGCCGAUUAUGCCGCCGCGCCCUAUCCCCUGGUGCAUCUGUUACCUCCGAGCGAGCAGAAAACCUUCGAAUCGUCCGCGAAUUCGAGCGGCGACGGGGGUGGAUGUCUAGGAGGUGGCGGAGAUGGCAAUGGCGGUGAUCUGACGAGUUCGCAGACCAGCGAAACACCGUCGCCUAUAGUCGAUCAUCAUCAUCACCAGGAGUCGUCGUCGUCGUCGUCGAUGCAGCCGCAACCGACACAAUCGGCGCCCACGUUGCUACAACAGAACGGUUCAGAUUAGAAUUAAGUAGAAUACCGUUUGGAUGCUGUACGAGGUACGUGUUGAUGUUAAGCGACGAUUCAUUUGUUACCUUUGCUCGCGAGGACUGGCGGAUGGUCGCGGAUGAUUAGCAAAUUUGGUUACGAACGACGUACAUAUUUAUAUACCGCAUAUAAAGUCCAAUGAUUCGCGAGUUGCGCCGCGAACGCGAAUACAAUAAAUCUUGGACGUAACUUCCCAAGAUGUUGCGGCCAAAGUUAUCGCGGUGCGUACUCGCGUAUUUGCGGAUCUAAAAGAAUAUAUGAAUUUUUAAUAUACUCCUCCUCGGAAUGAGACUAUCGAUUUGAAUGCGGACGCUACGACACGUCUAGCUAGAAUCGAGAGGUUCAUCUGUGGACGGGAAGAAACAGUUUUACGUUCCUCGCAAUCGAUUGGGUUAAUUAAUCGCGAUAAUUAAUCGAGCGGCUCCCUCCUUAUCGCAGGUGUGCGGGGUAUAUACAUAGAUUUACACACGCGCGAUUCUCACACUAUCCUUCACAAGACUGACUUUUACCAACCGACUCGCAGCUCUCCCAGGGAGAGAACGCCCUCGAUGAACAUUCGAGCUUUUGCUCGAUCCGCGCUUAACCAGCAUCAAUUACUGCUUGCCAUUGUUUUAGUUUCAUCUUUCUUCCGUCGGGUCGGAUGUACACGUGAGAUUUCUGUUGUCAAAAUCACUAUCUUUGAUCGUGAAACUCUCAGCGAACGCAAUUUAAAAACUGGAUUUUUUCAAUGAACGUCUCGUCUGCCUGAUAAUUUUACUAUCGAUAAAUCGUUAAAAAUAAUUAUCGAUCACACAUUUUGUUAAAUGAAUGUAAAAUCGUCAAAAGUGAAUCUUGAUGAUGAGAUUCUCGAGUGUACAUCCUACCUUUCGAUGUUAAUCGACGAUGUUCAUUCGUUCGCGUUCAGAUUCGGUCGCAAAUUCGCGGACGACACCGAGGAUCAUCGUCUUGCUUUAUACAUCGUUCGCCGAUUAUCUCGAGGAGAACGUUGCCGAACCGAGAAUUUGUCGGAUCUUUUUGCGCGAACGAAACGACAUCGAGAAAUUUUGCCGACGCGAUCGAGAAAACUUUCGUAUCAUUGCUAUGAAAUAGUUCCUGCUGCAAAAGCGCGUCAUAUACCAAAUAUUGCGACCGGUUACGUAAAGUAUAUAUAACGACGUCUGUGCUGAAUUAACUUACAAUCGUUGUCGGUGUCUCGAGCGAAAAGUGACGAUCAUAUUCUUGAUAGAUAAU
This is a messenger RNA of Camponotus floridanus (Florida carpenter ant), 4435 nucleotides long. It is a transcript of the gene lov, whose product is annotated as protein jim lovell. The transcript is spliced from 4 exons. The record is from RefSeq and is a predicted model, not a curated record. NCBI's taxonomy places the organism in Eukaryota, Metazoa, Arthropoda, Insecta, Hymenoptera, Formicidae. Gene Ontology annotation, molecular function: DNA binding; protein binding. Gene Ontology annotation, biological process: regulation of transcription by RNA polymerase II. Bases 987 to 3182 code for a protein of 731 amino acids. Gene Ontology annotation, cellular component: nucleus.